This is a messenger RNA of Anopheles funestus (African malaria mosquito), 2666 nucleotides long. RefSeq names its product histone-lysine N-methyltransferase E(z) (gene E(z)). Gene Ontology annotation, molecular function: histone H3K27 methyltransferase activity; protein binding. Gene Ontology annotation, biological process: chromatin remodeling. Lineage: Eukaryota; Metazoa; Arthropoda; Insecta; Diptera; Culicidae. The transcript is spliced from 6 exons. The coding region runs from base 172 to 2394 and encodes 740 amino acids. The record is from RefSeq and is a predicted model, not a curated record.
AUUUGUUCCGAGACGCCUCAUCUGCCGUGACUUUAUUUGUGUGCGCGCUUUUAACUAAAAUUCUGGUUUCGCCAAAUUUUUACCCAUGUGCGGUUAAUUAUCGUACAACACUCUAGACAAUUUCUUGUCAUACUUACAGAAGGAUAAGAGCAUUUUGUACUUUUUGUUAUAAUGUCGAAACAUAAAGUUUCACUCGAAUGGAAAAAGCGCGUCAAAACGGAGUACGUGAAAAUUCGACAGAGUAAGCGUCAUAAAAAGGUGGAUGAUGUACGAUCAGCGUGGAAUCGAAACAGGCAAGCGUUACUAGGAAUGUUAGUUGCGGAAAAUGAUACCUGGUUGUCAACAAAUGCAACAUGGGUCCAAUGCGAAGUGGAGCAGCUGCCGCAUGUCCAUUGCAUGAAAAAAGCUGAGGUUAUAGAUCAGGAGAGCAAUCAUCAAAAUGUACCAAUACGGGUAGUUAAUGCAGUAACUACGAUUCCAACCAUGUAUACAUGGGCCCCGACACAGCAGAAUUUUAUGGUGGAAGAUGAGACCGUCCUCCACAACAUACCGUACAUGGGCGACGAAGUUCUGGAUAAGGAUGGAUCAUUCAUUGAAGAGCUAAUUAAAAACUACGACGGGAAGGUUCACGGUGAUAAAGAAGACAGUAUUGAUGAUGCGAUGUUUGUCGAAUUAGUGCACACGUUGAUGCAGUAUACAAAUAAGCCUACAACCGGAGAUGAACAACCCAGCAGUUCUAAAACAUCUACUGGAGACAAAUCGCCGAUUGUUGUUGUUGCCUUACCCGUCGGUAAAGCGGUUCCUAGGAAAGGAGGAAAGGACAAAGAAUUAGAAGAAAAAAAUGACCAUACGGAUAUCAAACCGAAUGAGGAAACCGUAUCUUCCGAGCUAAAUGAAACAAGAACACACGGUACAACUAUGAAAGCUUUUCCUCCAGCAAUAAUAUUCCAAGCUAUCAGUUCGCAAUUUCCGGAAAAUGGAACAGGAGAAGAACUGAGAGAAAAGUACAUCGAACUAACAGAACGCGUAGAUCCGGAAAGACCGCCCGAAUGUACGCCGAACAUCGACGGGCCACGGGCAGAAUCUGUGUCGCGAGAACAAACACUUCAUUCCUACCAUACACUUUUCUGUAGACGUUGCUUUAAGUACGACUGUUUUUUACACCGUCUGCAAGCUUGUCACCCUGGUCCCAAUCUUCAAAGACGUCGCUGGCCGGAACUGAAGGCCCCUGGGAAACCAUGCAGUGACGCAUGUUAUUUGUUGCUGGAUGGUAUAAAGGAACAGAUGUGUUCAGAUAAUAACAGCAAAUCACCUGCGAUGUUGGACUCCGGAAAUGAGGCAUGCUCCGAGGAUAGCAACGAUAGCAGCCACUACAGCAAAGAUGCAACGUUUUUAAAGUCUGCCAAAACGGGAAACAAUCUGCUGGAAAUAUUCGACACUAAAGAUACAGAAUGGAACGGUUCCGAUAAAUCAUUCUUUCGUACGUUGCAAAAAACCUAUCUCAACAACUACUGUGCCAUUGCCGAGGCAAUGUUGGAGAAAACUUGCCAACAAGUGUAUCAUUUCGCGCAACAAGAAGCUGCCGGGUUUCUACCAAUUGAGCUUAAUAAAGACAGUACUCCGCCAAGGAAGAAGAAGAAGAAGCAUCGUCUUUGGUCGGUACACUGUCGUAAGAUUCAACUGCGCAAAGAGUCCAGUUCGAAUCACGUUUACAACUAUUCACCAUGCGAUCAUCCGGGACAGUGCGAUGCAAAUUGUCCUUGUUACAGUGCACAGAACUUUUGUGAAAAAUUCUGCAACUGCAGCAGUGACUGCCAAAACCGAUUUCCCGGGUGCCGUUGUAAGGCUCAGUGUAAUACAAAACAGUGUCCUUGCUAUUUAGCUGUCCGCGAGUGCGAUCCCGACCUUUGCCAGACGUGCGGAGCAGAGCAUUAUGAAAUUGGCAAAAUCACCUGCAAAAACGUGAGCGUACAGAGAGCUUUGCAUAAACACCUGCUGAUGGCACCAUCCGAUGUGGCGGGAUGGGGAAUUUUCCUGAAGGAGAGUGCACAGAAAAAUGAAUUUAUUUCGGAAUAUUGUGGAGAAAUAAUAUCGCAGGAUGAAGCAGAUCGUCGGGGUAAAGUGUAUGAUAAAUACAUGUGCAGUUUCCUUUUUAAUCUGAACAAUGAUUUCGUUGUCGAUGCUACUAGAAAGGGAAACAAGAUACGAUUUGCCAAUCACUCUAUCAACCCAAACUGCUACGCUAAAGUUAUGAUGGUAAACGGCGAUCAUCGUAUUGGCAUAUUUGCGAAACGCGCUAUACAACCUGGGGAGGAACUUUUCUUCGAUUACCGUUAUGGACCAACGGAACAGCUUAAGUUUGUUGGGAUUGAACGCGAAAUGGAGUUCCUUUGAGCUUUCAUUACGUUACAUAUGGAUACUCAAGUGGUGUCGUAUGAGGUAAACUAUGAUUUUAAAAAAGUUCAUAACAAUACGUACCGAUUCUCAACCCGGGGAACAGAUUUCUUUGCGAAGCUCUGCUUGUUGUUACUUAAUUAACAUUAGUAGACGUCUAUAUUAACGUCUGACUUAUUCAGUUAACGAUAAUACAGAGCACAGUUCCCCAACCAUUAGAUAUGGUGAGGUCAAGAGCAAUAAAGGUUUAUAUGUUUAAUGUUUUUUUUUUA